Messenger RNA from Puntigrus tetrazona (Sumatra barb), 1763 nucleotides. RefSeq lists its product as uncharacterized. Lineage: Eukaryota; Metazoa; Chordata; Actinopteri; Cypriniformes; Cyprinidae. The transcript is spliced from 6 exons. Gene Ontology annotation, molecular function: GTP binding. The coding region runs from base 165 to 1382 and encodes 405 amino acids. The record is from RefSeq and is a predicted model, not a curated record.
GGUAAAGGUGUGUAGGCUAUAUUGACCCAUUUUAUUUCGCUGUUUAUCCGGUCUCUGAAAAUGUGAAAGUGAAAGACACAGUACGUCUGAAAACGAAACGGAAGAUUGCUAGCCUGUACCGUGUCAGAAGACAGAGAGGAGAGCAGUUCGGAACUAAAGUUAAAAUGGCUCAGAAAACUGAUGUAGGAUCAAAAGACCAAAGACCAAAGAUUGCCGGAAAUAAAUAUUUCAUACUUUCACCUCUGAAGACAUUCAAGCUGAAGGAGGAAAUCAUAGAUGCAAUCUUUCAACAAACUCCACCUCAACUGGUGCAGACCGUGGAGGAGUGUGACGUCAUUUUGGUUUUAUGUGUUAUUGUUUCAAGGACAGGAACUAACAUCGAUGCUGCACUGAAUGAACUUAACUCUCUCUCAGAAUCUAAACCAGCUGUUUUCGUGGUGCUUCAUCACACAUUUGACCCGGAGAAGAUUGUGCCAGACAGCAGCAGUUAUGUGAGCAGAGAGAAUACACUCACAGUGGACUGUCUCUUCCGCGAGGACGAAGGACUCCUGAAGUGCGUGAGGAAUCAAGACGCUCAGGCCAGAAUCUGCCAAUGGCUGCAACCACAAGACAUACAAGACAUAGAAGAGAUAUCCACUUCCAAUGAAAGUGAUAUAAUUAUUGCAUCAGAACUUAUGCUUGUCCUGCUGGGCAAGUCUGUGCGUGAGAAGACUGCGGUUGAACGCUUGAUACUCGGCAGACAGGAGAGUCGGUGCGAUCCAGCUCCAGCUCCCCUGAAGAAGAUGACAGUAGAUACUGAAGAGGUGGACGGGGAACAGGUGGCUGUGAUCAACACUCCUGACUCCUGGUUCAACUCCUCGAUUUCCAUAGAGGAAAUGAAACAAAAAAUACACUUCUGUAUCGACAUGUCUUCUAGAGGACCGUACGCUUUACUGCUAGUCAUACCAGUAAAACAGUUUUGUCAAAUGAAGAGUGAGAUUUUGGAGAUUUUUAAAACCAAAUUCUAUAAGAGGGUUAUGCUCCUUUUCACUGCUACUAAUGAACAAGAAGAGCAAGAGAUCAAAAAAGAUAAUCUCGAGGAGCUAAUGAAUGCUUGUGGUUUUGAUUGUUUUCAUGUCCUGAACAUUAGUCAGAUUGGGAAUAGAGCUCAGGUUUCAGAGCUGCUGAAGAAGGUAGAGAAGAUAGUGAAAGGAGAUUGUAAAGUCUGUGAGAUGAGCAAAACUCGGAUUGAGGAGAUUGAGGAAGUUAUUACAAAUCGUAAACAGGUAAGCGUAGGAGAGAUGAAGAACUACAUUAAGGUGACACUGCCAAAUUUGACGCGCACAGUUUGGAUAGCAGAAGAAGAGUCUAGCGAUAUUAGUGAAUCUUAUGUGAUGCUUUAGAGGCCUGGAAAAUUAUUGUAGGAAGUCGAGUGUUUAUAUUAUUCAGUUUGCAUGUUAAAUGAUGCUUUAAAAAUCUACAGAAAUGCAGAAUAUAUGUUUAAAAGCUAAAAUAUGAUGAUGAAGCUGAACGUUAGGGUGAUGGAGGGGCCAAAUAUUUCUUUAGACCUGAAUCCUAUUGAGCACAUGUGGGCAUCCUUAAGAGGAAGAUGGAGGAACACCAUGUGUCUAACAUCCAGCAGCUCUGGAGGAACAUAUACUAAAGCAUAAAUAUUGUUAAAUGCUAAAAUUGUUGCUGAUAUGUAUAGGGGUUUACUCACUUUUGUGGGAUUUUGUAUAUGUAGUAUCCUUAACAUGAAAUAAAUGUAUUUCAAACACCUCUAA